UUAGGGUUUGAGUUUAGGGUUUGGGUGAUGAUGGCGUUCUUCAGUGGAGCUCAACGAUUUCUUCGCCAGUCUUCUUCAGUUGUGGCCUCCCACUUCACCUCUACUCGUUUCACUUCGACUCUUACUUCCCCAAAACUCUUCGUCAGCGGUCUUUCAAGACUGACAACAGAUGAAAAACUUACUGAAGCGUUUUCUCCUUUCGGGCAGCUGCUUGAAGCAAAGGUUAUAAUGGAUAGAGCCUCUGGACGGUCAAAGGGAUACGCAUUUGUAACUUAUGCGACCAUAGAAGAUGCUGAAAAGGCGAGAGCCGGAAUGAAUGCUAAAUUUAUUGAUGGAUGGGUUAUAUUUGUUGAUCCUGCCAAACCAAGAGAGCCUAGACCUCCUCAGCAGCCACAGUCUCAGCCCUCUGGAGCUGGUUUCACGGUUAACAAGACAAUUGGAUGGUGUGGUUGAUAUUCAUUAUUGAAUAAAAUAAACCUUUGGGAAGAGUUUCAAGUGUACCGGGACACCGAUAUUUCAGUUGUUUUAACCGUUGAUCUGAAUUAUAAAAAAUAUAUAUAAUAUAUAUUAAUUGAAAUCAACAGUUAAAACAACUGGAACACCGGUAUUCUCCGGUACACUUGAAAAUUUUCCAAACCUUUGAUUCUCAUGGUGUGAGAUUUCAAAAGACCAUAUAUAAUUUAACUCCGCCAAUUAUUAUAUACUACAGUUUCUGGAGGAAUUUUUGUAUCAAACAAUUAUAAUUUGUAACUGGGGAUUGUACUUUAGCCGCAAGUCAUUACUAUUCGGAAGAUUUUGAUGUCCAUUGAAAAUUAAAUGCACCACUUCUCAUGCUAAGAGGACAUGGAAACAACAUUAAGCUGCCUUUCU
Messenger RNA from Arachis ipaensis, 870 nucleotides. NCBI's taxonomy places the organism in Eukaryota, Viridiplantae, Streptophyta, Magnoliopsida, Fabales, Fabaceae. The record is from RefSeq and is a predicted model, not a curated record.